AUGAGUGAUGAUGAUAAUGGUAAGAAAAAGAAAUUAUUAACACCAGAUGUUGAAAAUCAGGUUAAAAUUCUCGAAGUACAAGAGAGUGAUAUGAUUAUUCCUUUCAGAUUCGAUGGUUACGAUUCAGUCAUCUUGAUGUUUCUAAUUUUUUUGGGAAUAUUCAACAGAUUUUGGUUGCUUUGGAGUCCUAGAAAUAUGGUGACUGAAGACAAAACUUAUCUUGAUUAUAUUCAUUGUUAUGCUAAAAAUCAAUUCUGCCCAACCACUCAACCACCUCUCGGAGCGAUAAUGUUGCGAUUAAUUGGCCAAAGGAUGGAAUACAAUGACUCUUAUAUGUCUCUAAAACUAAACGAAGAAUAUCCAACCACAGUUUACCACUCCAUUCGAUCAAUUCCUGCAUUUUUCUCUUUCAUGUCGAUACCAGCUUCUUAUUUUGCGAUUAGAUGUUUUAAUAUUCCAAUACCUUUUGCAUUUCUUGGAUCAAUUUGUUUGAUGUGCGAACAUUCUCUUGUUGCAUCAUCUCGCUAUAUCGGUGAUAGAGGUAUUUGUCACUUUAUGGUUACUGCAACUCUUAUGUUUUGCUCAUUUUCAAUGCAUUUCAAAACAGAUUCUCCUUCCCAAUACAUUCUUCUAAUAGCUCAAAUGAUAUUUACAGGGUGUUCCAUAUCUAUAUCAUGGUUAGCCCUUCCUAUUUACGCUUUCACCAUCUUUUGGACUAUUUCCAAAUCAAAAAGCCUGAAAACAAGAAUAUAUUCUGUAUUGAUACCGUUACUCAUAGUUUACUUUUCAUUUUUAGUCAGUUUACUCAUGGGAUUCAAGAAAAACCCAACAUAUGAAAAAUAUUCUUCUUUCAUCUCUAAACACCAAACAGAUUCUAAUGUAAUACACCUCAGUGGAUGGCAUUUAGUUGCAUCCCUGAUAAUGAUGCUCAAAACCGGUUUUUCAUGCCUCAAAUCCCUUAUUCACACAAAAAUUUUCUUGUUUUUGUCAAAAUUGUUUUACUUAGAAAAAUGGAAAGUUGUCUGGCAAGAAAACGAAAGACGAGCUGCUUGUUUCACGAAUAGGUUCACAACUAUACCAGCCCUUGUAUAUAAUGUGUUAUUUGCUUACGAAUCAAUCAGAAAAAGGUCAUUUAAUAGUCAAUCUUUGAUUGCUUUUCUUUUUGUUAUUUCUCAUCUAUUUUAUGCGCUUUCUGAUACAAACAAUGGUCCAUUGGACUCAUAUGUAUCUAUAAUAACAUGUUUCAUAUGUUUCCCUCUUAGUAUUAACAAUUUAAUGAGACAAUCUUCAGGAUAUUUCUUCUGUGUAUCAAUGAUUGUCAUUUCUAUUAUUUCCUUCAUAGAUUUAUGCACCCUUGUAUACGCGUACUUUGAUCCUGCACCUGUUCUUCCAAUCUGGUUCGCAAGAUAA
This is a messenger RNA of Trichomonas vaginalis G3, 1410 nucleotides long. Its product is annotated as dolichyl-phosphate-mannose-protein mannosyltransferase protein. Gene Ontology annotation, molecular function: dolichyl-phosphate-mannose-protein mannosyltransferase activity. The record is from RefSeq and is a predicted model, not a curated record. Lineage: Eukaryota; Parabasalia; Trichomonadida; Trichomonadidae. Bases 1 to 1410 code for a protein of 469 amino acids. Gene Ontology annotation, biological process: protein O-linked glycosylation via mannose. Gene Ontology annotation, cellular component: membrane. The transcript has a single exon.